GCAACGAGAUGAGAGGAAGCCUCGAGAUGGAGGCAGGGGGGUAAUUUAACGCAAAAUAACAAGUUGAUAGCUAAUUUGGAGACGGUUGACUUAUCAUUUUCAGAAAGAGAACACAACAGUCUCCACAAGGAAGAGUCGUGUUUUAAAUUUAGAUAUAUAGACAGUCAGCACUGGAUAUUUUGGGUGUUAAAAAACUGUCACCAUGGCAACAGAUAUCGGCUCUCCUCCCCGAUUCUUCCACAUGCCUCGAUUUCAGCACCAGGCACCUCGGCAGCUCUUCUACAAGAGGCCAGACUUUGCCCAGCAGCAGGCCAUGCAACAGCUCACUUUUGAUGGCAAGCGCAUGAGGAAAGCUGUUAACCGCAAGACCAUCGAUUAUAAUCCCUCUGUCAUCAGAUAUCUGGAGAACCGAUUGUGGCAGCGAGAUCAUAGAGAUUUUCGUGCUAUUCAACCAGAUGCAGGCUAUUACAAUGAUCUUGUACCUCCGGUUGGUAUGCUUAGUAACUCUAUGAAUGCUGUUACGACAAAGUUUGUCAGAACCUCCACCAACAAAGUAAAAUGCCCCGUCUUUGUUGUGCGGUGGACACCGGAAGGGAGACGACUUGUCACCGGUGCCUCCAGUGGGGAAUUUACUUUGUGGAAUGGACUCACCUUUAACUUUGAGACAAUUCUGCAGGCUCACGACAGCCCUGUUCGGGCAAUGACCUGGUCUCACAAUGACAUGUGGAUGUUGACUGCUGACCACGGAGGUUACGUGAAGUACUGGCAGUCCAACAUGAAUAACGUCAAGAUGUUCCAGGCUCACAAGGAGGCGAUUAGAGAGGCCAGUUUCUCUCCUACGGAUAAUAAAUUUGCCACUUGCUCUGAUGAUGGAACUGUACGCAUCUGGGACUUUCUACGCUGUCAUGAGGAAAGAAUUCUGAGAGGUCACGGAGCAGAUGUGAAGUGUGUUGACUGGCAUCCCUUUAAGGGCUUGGUGGUAUCUGGCAGCAAAGACAGCCAACAACCUAUCAAAUUCUGGGACCCCAAGACUGGACAGAGUUUGGCUACACUACACGCUCAUAAAAACACAGUCAUGGAGGUGAAGUGGAACCUUAAUGGCAAUUGGUUGUUGACUGCAUCACGUGACCAUUUAUGCAAACUGUUUGACAUUCGCAACCUCAAGGAGGAGCUGCAGGUUUUUAGAGGACACAAAAAAGAAGCCACAGCUGUAGCUUGGCACCCGGUUCAUGAAGGCAUGUUUGCCAGUGGAGGAUCUGACGGAUCUUUGCUAUUCUGGAAUGCAGGUGUGGAAAAGGAGGUGGGAGGGAUGGAGAUGGCUCAUGAAGGAAUGAUCUGGAGUCUGGCCUGGCAUCCGCUUGGUCAUAUCUUAUGUUCAGGGUCUAAUGACCACACCAGCAAAUUUUGGACCAGGAAUCGGCCGGGCGACAAGAUGCGGGAUAGAUAUAAUCUAAACUUGUUGCCAGGGAUGUCAGAGGAUGGGGUGGAAUAUGAUGACUUGGAGCCCAACAGUAUUGCAGCCAUUCCUGGCAUGGGGAUCCCAGAACAACUGAAGAGUGCCAUGGAACAAGAACAAAUUGGUAAAGAGACUGUGACAGAGUCUGAGAUGAGCAUCCCAGGACUGGAUUGGGGAAUGGAGGAGGUCAUGCAGAAGGACAUGAAAAGGGCUCCAACCAAAAAGGUUCCCUAUGCAAAACCCAUUCCUGCUCAGUUUCAGCAGGCUUGGGCAGAUAAUAAAGUUCCAGCGAUGCCUCCUGGAGAGGUUCCAAAGGAAAGGAAGGAUGAGAAAAAAGGGGAUGGCAAGAAAAAGACUCAAGCAGAGAUUGAGCAGGAAAUGGCUACCCUCCAGUAUACAAACCCUAUGCUGCUGGAGCAACUAAAGAUCGAAAGAAUGGCACAGUUGCAGGAACAGGGAAUGCCUCCUGCUGGCCAGUCAGGACCAAUGCCUCCUUUUCCUGGGCAGGGUGGUUCGAUGCCCCCUCCCCCACAAGGCUUUCCUCAGUCGAUGCCCCCCCAACAAAUGUCCCACAACAUGCCUCCACCUGGCCCUGGUGGAAUGCCUGGUCCAUUCAUAUCUCCAGGUCAAAUGGGUCCACCAGGACCUCCCAUGCACCAGGGUCCCCCUCCACAGGGAAUGAUGGGACCUCCAGACAUGCAUGGACCCCCACGUCAUCCUGGCCCUCACAGGAACAUGGGACCCCAAGGUCCUCCUGGCAUGCCACCUGGCCCCAGAGGCAUGCAGGGUCCUCCCCCAGGACCUGGUGGUAUGAUGGGACCACCACCACGAGGACAGGGACCACAACAGGGAGGUAUGAUGCAUCAGGAUAUGAGGGGUCCCGUGGCUCAUGGAAACAUAAUGGGUCCUCAGGGUCCCAUGUCAGGGGGUAUGAUGGGACCUCCGCCCAGGACUCAUGGCAAUAUGCAGGGCAUGGGAAAUAUGCAUGGGAUGGGUCCUCCUCCAGGGGGUAUGCAUGGACCACCAAACAACAUGCAGGGUCCCCCAGGAAACAUACAGGGCCCUCCACCAUAUAUGCAAGGCAAACCACCACACAUGGGUGAUGGAAGCAGAGGACAGUUCAAUAAGGGACAGAAUUCUGGGCAUCAAUCAAUGAUGCAUGGCAUAGGACAGCAGGGCCCCAACACCAAAGGAGACGGAUCUCGAGGACCACCUAACCAUCAUAUGGGACCUCCACCAGAGCGACAAGGCCCAGGAGGACCAGGUCAGGGCUCUGAUGGGGGCCAGUACUGGGGUGAAGAGGGAGGUUAUCAAGAGGGCUGGAGAAGAGGUCCUGGAGACUCCAGGAGCCAUAGAGGAGGCUCUGGAAGCCAAUGGGAAAGCCAAGAAAUGUUCUCCUCCAAUGAUGAAGAGUACAUGGGUCACGACGGGUAUGAUGGGUAUGAAGGCUCUGGUGAAGAGUUUGAACAGAGACCGAGACGGCCACCACAUGGUGAUGAGUCGUACAGGAGGGGUGGCCAAAGCGGGCGUGGUGGAAUGGGAGGCUAUCAAGAUGAGUAUGGAGGAGAUGAAAGCUUCGAUUCUCAAGAAGAAAUGGGCCAAGGUUGGGGUGGAAGAGGCAGACCACGUGGCGGGCCACCAAGAGGAGGUCAUGAUGGCUAUCGGGAUGGUCAGCGCCCAGACCAUAAUAUUCACGACAGUCCCUCGCCAGCAAGUAGGGAGCGUUCCUCAUCUCUACAGGGUAUGGAUAUGGCUUCAUUGCCACCACGUAAACGGCCAUGGCAUGACGGCCCAGGCACAGGAGACAUGGAUUCUCCCAGUGCGGGACCUGACGAAAGAGGAGCAGGUCGACCACCAACAAGAGAUGACGGUGGAUAUGGGCCCCCAUCAAGGGGAGGACGAGGUGGCUGGGGCCGUGGUGGACCCCCUAACAGGCCUCCACGCGGUGUAAUGAGGGGAGGUCGGGGCCGGUAGGAAUAGUCAAGCCCGCUUUUCCAGGGCACAGGAGGACAAAAAACGGCUGCAGUGUCAACAAGGACAAAAAGAACCACACAUAGCCCAAAUAUCAGCUUCCUGAAAGAUGUUUGGAGGCACAUCAGCAAGAAAGUUGUGGAAUAAUUUGCCAAUCAUUUAGGUGCACUAUAAUUGUUGGCAAUGGUUUGCGUUUUUCCACUCUGACUUGUUGGACAGAAGGUGGUGGGUUCAUUGCUGGAGGACAAAAGGUUAUGCAGGUUUAGGUAUUUUGGCUCAUGAUGCCUUCUGCCACCUGCUGAUCCAGACUUUAUUAUGCAUGUACUCAUGGUACAUGAAACUUAUCACCCAACCAAGUGACGAAUGGAGGGUUCAUCAUGGUUUGAAGAAACAUCUCUUGUAAUAGAUUUGUUUGUGGUCCAGAAAGCAUAUUUGUGAUGCAUGGUACAACUCUAUGUAGAAGCCAUGGACAUCCCCUCCCAAAUAAUCACAUCAGCACUGAGCAGAUGACCUGCUUUACGAUUCAUUUGAACAAUGGCAACAUAAUUGAGUUUGUACCACCCCCUAACACCCCUUUGUCUUUUCCAUUUCGAUGAAAUUAAAUGAUUCUCAUGUAAAGAACACACAAGUGACAUGUCAUCCAGCAGCUGGAAGUCAAUUUAGGUAAGGGACGAUGCAAAAUUUACAUCAUCUUGAGGACUAAGUCUAUUAUAGGAGAAACUGGACUCCUGAAUGUUUAUUCCUCCAGUGGCUAUGUGCCAUGUAUUUAAUUUCCUUUUUAUGUAAGAUAAUGAAGAGAACCUUUCUGUAACAUUACCAGGUUACUCAAGUGACGAGGCUGCUUUGUUUGUAUGUACAGUUUGUCACAAAAGUUGUAUUGUUUUGUCAUUUUUGUAUGAAACCAAAAUAGAAUUUGUGCAAAAUUUA
Triplophysa dalaica is the source of this 4354-nucleotide messenger RNA. RefSeq names its product WD repeat domain 33 (gene wdr33). Gene Ontology annotation, molecular function: protein binding. Lineage: Eukaryota; Metazoa; Chordata; Actinopteri; Cypriniformes; Nemacheilidae. Gene Ontology annotation, cellular component: mRNA cleavage and polyadenylation specificity factor complex. The transcript is spliced from 22 exons. The coding region runs from base 203 to 3430 and encodes 1075 amino acids. The record is from RefSeq and is a predicted model, not a curated record.